UGUCGUCAGCUUACCUGUACCGAAGCAACAUAACCGGAACUACUUUGUUCGACAUCUGCGAACAGAUCGUCCGCGAAAUGGCACCAUUAGGCUUCUCGGUGAAUUACCCUCCUGGUUGCAAAGAACUGUCAGUCUCUUUGAAACUUGAUGAGCUUAGGAAAAGGUUAAACGACUUGAGCAACGGUUUCGACAAGUUGGCUGACUUGGACACCUUUUCUGAGGAUACUCCCCAUGAUACCGAAGGCGCAGUUAACUCCCCACCUCAUGAAUCAUUCAGAGGGCUUGCUUUGUUGCUGAUAUCACCUGAGUAUACACACCAUGCCGAUACGGACAUACAGCUGCGGGUUGGCGUUUGCUUAUGCAAGUUGCUGAAACUAUUUUGCCCCCGAAGUCCCUUCGAGGAGAUGCUUGAGGAAAAAGAGCUUACAAAGAAAACCCUUAUAUUCCUUUUGAAUUGCAUCCAGCGACUUUCUUCGCUAAAAUCCAAAGGGGAUGUUGCCUACCCCAAGCUUCACGCCAUACUUUACUUAUGCUGUCAGAUGGAUCUGUUCUUGUGGUGUUCGUUAGCGGAUGAUGAGGAGAUUCUUUUUAAAUGCAUCCAGACAGCUUUCUCCAUAAUCAAAAAUUUACCAGCUUGGGCAUGGACAGAGCCUUCUUUCGUCAGACAAAUGCUGCUUGAUAUGGUGGUCAACAUCAUAGUCCAUUCCGAGAACCUGUUAUCUCGUGAUAUCGUUACAUAUCUCUUGGAGUUUUUGAUUGAACCCGCUAAGAGUGCACAACCAGAACAGCAUUCUUUCGCACGGGAUAUUAUUUUGCGGUCAUCUAGGCAUUUGGAAUACUUAAUUCAAAUGUUGCUUCAAAGUUCUUUGAUUUCUGGAUCGGAACAGCCACGCGACCCAUCGGCUGGCCUUUGUCAUACCGACUCUCCCUGUGACGCUCUCACUAAUCCUGCCACUUCUAAUGGCACUCCAGAGGAUUCCUCCUCUCAUGGUUUCGGGGAACACGCGUUUCUUAUUAUUUACGCACUACACAAGAUUCAACAUAGUUUAAUCGCCCCUGUACUGCCGACUGUGGAGUUAAGGCUAAAGUCCCCAUCUGCUCGUGAUCGAAAGCGAGCUUUUAGACUGCUUGCACGUUUAUUCUCUGAGCAGAGAAUCUUACUACACGAACAAAAUCCAAGUCUCUGGAAUGCUCUACUCGGUCGUUUUAACGAUAUUGACAAAGAAGUUCGGAAAUUAUGUAUUCUCAUGGUACCUCAAAUGAUUAAACAAAAUCCGGACUUACCCCGACAUGAUCUAAUACAAUGCGUUCGACAGCGUGCUUACGAUUUGGAACAAGAUGUUCGCCUUUUGGUCCUUCGUACCGUUGCAAUCCUCGUCAACGAAUCGCCCAGCGAUAUCGCCGAUGACUUAUUCGAGCUAAUCAAAGAACGAUCACGCGACAAAGAUUUCUCUAUUCGGAAGGAAGCUGCUACUGCGCUCGCUAGCGUUUAUAAACAUUCUAUAAAAGAAGAGCCGCUCCCAUACGACCGAUGUGCUACUGCGCUCAACGCCAUCAUGCACAUGUAUUAUAAUCCUUCACUAGAUGAUAGAAUUAUUGUCGAACGGCUAUUCAAAAGUUCACUGGUUCCCUAUCACUCGAACACGAACGAUCGCGUCCGCGCGUUAUUCACCUUUUACAAUAUCGUGGAUGAAGCAUCUGUGAAAGCAACGCAGGAAUUGUUUAAGGCACAGUUUACAGCCAUCAGUCUUCUACGCGACGUUGUGCAUCUUUUGGCUAUCCACGAGGGGCAAACGAUACCACCGGAUGUUGAAUCUGAACUUAUUGAUAGGUUGCAACACCUGGCGGUUUGCGCCACUUCGGAACUCUAA
This is a messenger RNA of Dicrocoelium dendriticum, 1871 nucleotides long. The record is from the annotation of a GenBank genome assembly. NCBI's taxonomy places the organism in Eukaryota, Metazoa, Platyhelminthes, Trematoda, Plagiorchiida, Dicrocoeliidae.